AACAACUCCUCGAGGCUUACCGGCAUACCGAAAAAGCUCAAGACCUUUACCCAGAUCGUAAUUCAAGAUGCUUCCUACAAGAGCACUCGCACGCAGUCUCACUGCAACCCGCAGCCCCGUUGCCAAGACCUCCCUCCGGCCCUGCCUGUCCGGAUUAGCGAGCUUAGCGAGAUCCAACUUUCACACCUCGAUACCUCCUCGAAAUGCUGCCUCAGAAGCUACGGCGGUACCGUUGUUGAUCAACGGUCGGGAGAUCAAGACCGGACAUCCAUUCGACCUGAAGCAUCCUCGAACGGGGGAGGUGGUCAGCCAGUUUCACGGCGCUUCCGAGCAAGACCUAAAUGAUGCUGUUUCCAGCGCAAAGAUCGCUUUCAGAUCCUGGGCUGCUCUUCCAGCUGGGAAACGACGUGACAUCCUGUACAAGGCAGCCAACCUGAUCGAAGAACGCUACGAAUCCGUCCUCGCCCCCGCUUAUGCCAAGGAUACGAACGUCGCCUCGAUCGUGUUUGGGACGGACAAGGCGUACGGGGUGGAACACUUGAAGAGCGCUGCGGCAUUGACGACAGAGUUGAAGGGCGAGAUUCCGCCUACGAUGGACGGGUCGUUGGCCUUGGUCACACGCGAACCUUAUGGUGUCAUCCUGGCUAUCAGCCCUUUCAACUUUGGUAUCACCCUCGGCGUCCGAGCAUUCUGUUACGCCUUAGCAUGCGGUAACGCCGUCAUCUGGAAGGCCAACCAACAAAUCCCUACGUUGCAUUACGAACUCUGUAAAAUCAUGCACGACGCCGGUGUCCCUAAAGAAGUCUUGCAGAUGGUCCAGUUCGCCCCCGGCACGGAACCCGAACGGACUGAACAACUGAUAGCUCAUCCGGAUAUCAAGCUCGUCAACUUUACCGGGUCGAUCGGUGUGGGAUCUUCUAUCGGGGCUUUGGCUGGAAAGUACAUCAAACCCGCCUUGCUCGAGCUCGGGGGGAACGCACCUGCUGUCAUCUUGGAGGAUGCGGAUUUGGCCAUGGCGGCCAACAAUAUCGUCUUCGGUGGGAUGCUGCACAGCGGGCAUAUCUGUAUGAGUACGGCGAGGAUUGUCGUCCUCGAGAGCGUGGCCGAUCAAUUCGUGAGCGAGCUGGAAAAGAUCGUUGCCGCCGAGUUCAAGGGUCUGGAUAGGAUGCGUAUGGCCAACAAGGCCGGGGUGGACAAGCUGCAUAGCCUGGUCGCUGAUGCGACGUCCAAGGGAGCCAACCUGAUCAAGGGCGUCGCAAUCACACCGAAAGACGAUGAGAUCUCCCACGCUCCCGUCAUCCUCGACCGUGUGGACUCGUCCCAGGACAUUUACCACCAAGAGACGUUCGGUCCCUCGCUUGUCGUCAUCCGGGCCAAGGAUGUCGAGGACGCUAUCCGGAUCGCCAACGACUCGGACGUCGGACUCAGUGCGAGCGUAUGGGGCAAAGAUUACAAGCAGUGUUUGGACGUAGCCAAGCGAAUCGAGAGCGGGGCGGUGCAUAUCAACAGUAUGACGGUACAUGAUGAACCUAACCUGCCUCAUGGUGGAAUGAAGAACUCUGGGUUCGGGCGAUUCAACGGACAAGCUGCCGGAAUGCAGUUUACGCAGACCAAGUGUAUCACAAUGCGAGAACCGCACAUGCUCCCCAUCGCGUACAUCAAGUGAUGUCCAUGCGGUAUCCAGUGAAGCAAAAGUGCCGGAAUGUAUGAAUAUGCGUAGGAUCGCUUGUAUGUGCGACCAAGGUGAUACAACUUGUAUGGGAGAGAGCCAGUCUU
Molecule: messenger RNA, 1776 nt
Organism: Filobasidium floriforme
Lineage: Eukaryota; Fungi; Basidiomycota; Tremellomycetes; Filobasidiales; Filobasidiaceae
Product: Aldehyde/histidinol dehydrogenase
Exons: 10
Coding region: 68-1666 (532 amino acids)
Molecular function (GO): oxidoreductase activity, acting on the aldehyde or oxo group of donors, NAD or NADP as acceptor
Source: RefSeq, a predicted model, not a curated record